CAGCAAGAUGUGGAGCAAAGUGGCCCGCGCGCCCGCCUUGGCGUUGCUCUUGGCCGCCGGCGCGACGGCCGGCUACACCUUUUCCCGCUCGGAUCCGCCGGUCCUGCCCGUCGUCGAGGCGGCGGAGAAGCGGUUUAAGCCCGCCUCGCCAACCCUGGCCGGCACGUGGGUCAACGAGCUGGGCUCCAAGAUGUUCAUCAACCCUCCAAACGACUCUGGCCAGUUCACGGGCUCCUACCUGACGGCCGUCUCCGCCGCCCAGAAGCCCAUCCGGGAGUCUCCCCUCGUGGGCGCCCAGCACGACCCGAAGGGGGCCGAGGAGAGUACCUUUGGCUUCGUGGUCAACUGGUCGUUUUCAGACUCCAUCGCUGCAUUUGCGGGGCAGCGCUUUGUGGAUGCCGAAGGGAAGGAGACCCUGGAGACAACCUGGCUUCUGCGGCAGAAGGUGGGAUCCCAUGGCGAGGACUGGGAGGCCACUGGGGUUGGCAGGAACGUCUUCACACGGGAUCCAAGAGACUCGCUUGCAUGAUGCAGCACCUGCAGGAAGGGGGCUUCCCUUUCCCUUCUUGACUAAACCAUUUAUAUAAAUUGCUUCUUCUACAAACAUACAUUAUGGCUGUGACAGGCCUCCAUCCUCCCUCCCCAGCAAGUGAAGAAGAGUGCCUGG
Messenger RNA from Lacerta agilis (Sand lizard), 667 nucleotides. RefSeq names its product avidin-like. The record is from RefSeq and is a predicted model, not a curated record. Lineage: Eukaryota; Metazoa; Chordata; Lepidosauria; Squamata; Lacertidae. Gene Ontology annotation, molecular function: biotin binding.